Molecule: messenger RNA, 429 nt
Organism: Ipomoea nil (Japanese morning glory)
Lineage: Eukaryota; Viridiplantae; Streptophyta; Magnoliopsida; Solanales; Convolvulaceae
Exons: 1
Coding region: 1-429 (142 amino acids)
Molecular function (GO): nucleic acid binding; zinc ion binding
Source: RefSeq, a predicted model, not a curated record
AUGAAAAACCAUAAUGCACGACCUGCUGGGUCUGCCCCCGCGCCUGAAGCACAUCAUAUUGCCCAGGGAAGCAAUUCUAGAAGGGGUCGAGGAAAGGGUCGUGGUAGAGGUCACGGUCGAAACAAUCGAAGUGGUAAAGGCAAAGGCAACAAUGACUCCCGGGCCCAAGAUAAGAAACAAAGUGAUCAAGGUUCAUCAAGGUCACAAACAUGUUAUCGGUGUGGAUGUACGGGACACUGGUCUCGUACAUGUCAUACACCAAAUCAUCUGGUUGAAGCUUACAAAAUGACGCAAAAGAAAAAUGAUAAGCAACCGUCAAGAAAGGAAUCUCAUCACACCAACACUGAUUUGCUUGAAGCAAAUGCAGUGAUGAAUGAUGAUGAUGAUCUUUUAAAAUAUGAGCUUGAAGACUUUGGUGAUCAAGAAUGA